Closterium sp. Naga37s-1 is the source of this 919-nucleotide messenger RNA. The record is from the annotation of a GenBank genome assembly. Lineage: Eukaryota; Viridiplantae; Streptophyta; Zygnematophyceae; Desmidiales; Closteriaceae.
ACUUCCCUAUCCAGCCAGCUCCAGGUCUGACUGGUUCUCUCUAGGCGACUGCUGGGCGUACGCAGUGGUGGGCAGCAUCGAGGCUGCGCUCGGCAUUCUCGCCAACACUACAGUGGCGCCGGUGCUGUCAGUGGAGCAGCUCAAGACCGCCAUGAAGGUCGGCUGCUCAGGCAGCACGCCCUCUCAGGCCUUCCAACUGCUGCUCAAGCUGGCACAAAAGGGAGGCGGGCUCAUGCCUGAGAGACAGUGGGCAAUCAAGAACGGCAAGAAGCCCGUAAAGGCAGGCAGCAGCAGUCCGCUCUGCACGCCGCUCAUGAAGCCACUGGCGAAGCUGUUUGGGGUGUCGUGCGACAAGGGCGGCGCUGGCACUAUCUCUGUGAGCCUCAAUCCUCCUCCAUACCCCUUCCUCCACAUCUGCCACCAGCCCCCCGGUGGCUUCCCCAUCAGAGGCUUUGAGUCGACAUCCUUCUACGGCUGGUUUGGGCUGCUGCUGGCCGUGCAGCGGCAGCCAGUGGUGGUGCACAUUGAGGCUUCCGCUGCGUCCUUCAAGGAUUACGAUGGGCUGUCCAAGUACCAGGACCCAGCGUGCUUCACGUACAAGCUGAACCACGUGGUGCUGCUGGUGGGGUACCGCCUGGUGGGCAAGGACUCGCGCUUCCCCCACAUGGCGCCGCCCUUCUGGAUCAUCCGCAACUCAUGGGGGCCUGACUGGGGCGAUGGGGGUCACAUGCGCAUGGACAUCCAGGGGGGGGAUGGCGUCUGCGGCAUCAACUCCCUGCCGGGCCUCUACCCUGUGGUCAGAGGUGAGUGUGAUAUCAAAGUACCCAUCUCUGCAGUGCUGGCCCAUGCGAACCCACAUGCGUUGCUACGUGGCACUCCCUGCGUGUCCCUCCUUCUAUCUACCUGCAGGUACCUCUGA